This is a messenger RNA of Ilex paraguariensis (yerba mate), 679 nucleotides long. NCBI's taxonomy places the organism in Eukaryota, Viridiplantae, Streptophyta, Magnoliopsida, Aquifoliales, Aquifoliaceae. The record is from the annotation of a GenBank genome assembly.
CCUCUCUCUCUCUCUCUUCUCGAUUCUACCUCACUUCGCUAUCAUGAAGCUAGACACAGUCCAUGAAGGCGGUGGCUUGUGCAGAACCAUCGAAGUAACCGUCGUCCAGCGCCAGGCACCACAACUUCCACCGGUAACAAAGUUCUCUCCGGUGGCCGACGAAUCGGAGACCACCGGCGAAGAGCUUUAUAUUCCGCCUCUCAACUUCGCAAUGGUCGAUAAUGGCAUUUUCAGGUCUGGUUUCCCUGACUACCCCAACUUCGCCUUUUUACAAACCCUCGGCCUCCGUUCCAUCAUAUAUCUGUGUCCGGAACCGUAUCCGGAGGCGAACAUAGAGUUUUUGAAGUCGAAUGGGAUUGAAUUGUUUCAGUUCGGGAUCGAAGGGUGUAAGGAACCUUUUGUGAAUAUUCCAGAGGAUACAAUUCGUGAAGCACUAAAAGCAGUCCUUGAUGUGAGGAAUCAGCCGCUGUUGAUCCAUUGCAAACGGGGAAAGCAUCGAACUGGUUGUUUGGUGGGAUGCUUGAGAAAACUGCAGAGAUGGUGCCUAACUUCAGUUUUUGACGAGUACCAGCGCUUUGCAGCUGCCAAAGCUAGAGUUUCCGAUCAGAGGUUUAUGGAGUUAUUCGACGUGUCUAGCUUCAGGCAUCUGCCAAUCUCAUUCUCAUGUUUAAAAAGGUAA